CCGAAAACAGGCCAUCCGAAAACAGGCCAUCCGAAAACAGGCCAUCCGAAAACAGGCCAUCCGAAAACAGGCCAUCCGAAAACAGGCCAUCCGAAAACAGGCCAUCCGAAAACAGGCCAUCCGAAAACAGGCCAUCCGAAAACAGGCCAUCCGAAAACAGGCCAUCGUCGCCUGGGA
Molecule: messenger RNA, 177 nt
Organism: Aureococcus anophagefferens
Lineage: Eukaryota; Pelagophyceae; Pelagomonadales; Pelagomonadaceae
Exons: 1
Source: RefSeq, a predicted model, not a curated record